This is a messenger RNA of Leptidea sinapis, 1327 nucleotides long. RefSeq lists its product as uncharacterized. Bases 1 to 1290 code for a protein of 429 amino acids. Lineage: Eukaryota; Metazoa; Arthropoda; Insecta; Lepidoptera; Pieridae. The transcript has 2 exons. The record is from RefSeq and is a predicted model, not a curated record.
AUGGCACUUACAACAGAAGAUUCAGGAAAAAUUUGUUAUGACAAAUAUGUAACGGAAAUAGAUGUGCAAUAUAUUGUCAAAAAGUAUUUUAAUGAUAGUAACUAUGCAAUGUUAGAUCACUAUAGUGUAAAAACUGCUAGUACUAAAAUGUUAGGAUUUCUGUCCGACUAUCUAAAAAUAACUGUUUAUACAAAAAAUAGCAAAACGGAAGCAAAAGAAACAAUACAAUGUUUUUUGAAGUGUAUAUCAAAGGUAAAUAAAGCAAAAGCAGCCAUGGUCCGCGAUCUCAAUCUACUGUCUAAAGAAGUAAUAUUUUACUCGGAUGUUAAGAACAAAUUGUACUCUCCGGCCAUAAAGCCCUGGAGUCCAAGAUUUAUUACCAGCAUUAAGGACGCCAUCGUCCUUGAAAAUUUAAAUGCUAGAGGCUAUAAGGUGCGCGAUAAGUUGGUUGCUUUCGAAGAGAACCAUACUUUACAAGCUUUGAAAACACUCGCCGCAUUUCAUGCUGCCUCUAUUAUAUUCGAAGAAAGAAAUUCCAAGAAACUAAAAAAUACUUACCGGCUCAACGAUGAAUUUGAUAUUUUGUCAACUGUAGGGGCAUAUGAAAAAUGUGAUCCCUGGUUUGUACAAUGUAUGGAUGGAGCUCUACAAGCUAUUAAAAAUCAUUCAAAAUACUAUAAGAAUGAAAAAUGUAUCAAGAGUAUUGAAGAAAAAUGGCAAACAGUUUGGGAGUCGGCUUUGCACCUCAGUAAUUAUUCCACGAAGCAUCGGAAUGUUAUCUGUCAUCGUGAUUUGUGGAAUAACAAUAUUUUAUUUCAUUACGCGGAUGAUGAUGGACGUGACGUGCCUGAUGACUGUUUAUUGGUUGAUUUCCAAGCAUUUAAAUCACAACCGCCCGCUGGCGAUGUAAUGUGCUUUAUUUAUUGUAAUUUAGACCAAAAUUACCGGAACGAAAAUUUGAGUAAAUUCCUUAAUUACUAUUACUCUGAGUUACAAAAUAAUUUAACAAGUCAUGGCUUAUCUGCAGAUUUAUUGAGUAUUAAUGAGUUUCUAGAGUCAUGUGAGGAACAGCGCUUGUGGGGCUUGAUAGUAAGUGCGUGUCUUCUACCUUUAACUUGGAUCGACGAUCAAAUCACAACAACAGUGUUCACCGACACGGUUCACUUUGAUAACAUCCUUUUUAAAGACAGGGCUUCGUUCAUUCUAAAAAUGAUGGAAAGCAACAACAUCUACAAACAAAAGGUAUUAACAAUUUUCGAAGAGAUCAUCGAAACAUAUUGUCUUAAUUAAUGUAGGUGAGGAAAUGUAAAUAAAAAUGCUUAUAUUA